CGGAAGCUGUGAUCAGCUGAUGGAGGAGGAGCUGCGAGAGAGGUGAGCCAUCUUCCCCCGGCAGAGUGAUAGAGCCUGGAUGUGAGGGAUACGGGAAAUCAUCUGGGGAUCCCGGUAACAUUUAGAGGCAAAGACGAUUAUAAGAGGCAACUGACAACCAGUGUCAGUCGGGAAGGAGGCCAUCUGAAGGACUCAUCAGAAUUUCUGCACCAGAGUUGACUGAGGAAUAUACCAGAUUUUAACGUCUCUUAUACUAAUACAAAGAAAGGAAAACACUGAGCUAGGAGCGGGGAUUAAUAUCGAAAUAUGAACCGUAUGUGACCUAAGAAAAUGCAAAAGUCCAGAAGAUUUGUGAUAUAAAUAAGCAUGUAGUCCUUACAGUACGAAAGGUGUAUAGCAACACCAGUCAAUGUAAACAAAUAUUCAAGCUAGCUGAAGUUAGCCGAUUGGAUGUUAGCUUUCUAUUGCUAGCUAACACAUAUAGCUUAGCUAAUAUAAGGUAGUUGUAUCGAAGGAGAGCGAAGGUAAACCGACCUAAAGAAACCUGUCGUCCCUUUAAAACUAUAACUAACCUCAGUAUAGUCGUCUGCAGCAGAUGACAGCCGUUUGUGGUAUCACAAUAUGCAGUUAUUAGCAUAAUUAGCCUUUUAGCUAACGUCGGCUAAAUGAUUUGCAUUAGCAGCCCAGCAUAACAUUUAUCUAGCUAGCACACUAAAUGUAGAACAAAGAAGACAUUUGGCAGUACAAAAGCGACGUAUGUUUUUGACACUGACUCGUUUAAAAUAUAUUGCUGUGAAAUAGAUUAAACACUUUCAGGAUAGGUGUAAUUUAACAGUUAAUGCUACAUCAGAUAAUCUUGCUAGCUAGCUAGAUACCCAAUGUAGUCCAGUUGAUUGGUUGAAAAGAGCAGGACGCCGGGAUGAAGGAAAACAACCGACUUCUUAUAGAAAAUAAUUGACUUCUUAAAGAUUUAAUCAUAUCCCUAGCCACCGUUGUCGCAACUCUAUGUGCAUAACGUUAGUAGGUGGACAUUUUCAGUUUUUCACUCCACACUCUUCGGUCUGUUUGACAGUAAGUUGAACAAUACUUGGCUGGGGAGUUUGGCUCGUUUGUCCUUUCAGCGGCAGCAGUCGUUAAUAGUACGUUACAGUCAAACCGACGACGGGGCCUACUGUGUAAGUAAUAGGGUGUAAAGGGAGCCACAACUCAGCCAGGCAGCAUGAAGGGAUUCAUCUAAAUGACUAGUAAAAUACGAAACCACCUCUAAACAUAAGAAAAGUUACGUAAAGAUACUUUUUAAUUGUGGUUUUGCUGUGUGCAUACUCCUACGGACUAUUUAAAGUCGACCACCGCGUUGUCCGUUUGUAUUAUGUAGCUGUGUGUGAGGGCCCAGCGGUAAGCCUCUCAGCUGUGUUUUGGUUGCUAGUGGCCUCCCCUCCCCCAGUCUUGAGACGCUUGAUUCUCCCCGAGUGUUGGACACUGUCCGCCGGGUUUCCCCUUGCGUUUUGAAGGAAGGCCGUGGCCUCAAGUCGCAGUCCUCUGGACUUCGAAGCCGUUUAAAAAGUGGAUGUAAUGGAACUGAUGUUCGCCGAGUGGGAGGAUGGGGAGAGGUUCUCCUUCGAAGACUCGGACCGGUUCGAGGAAGACUCUCUGUGCUCCUUCAUCUCAGAGGCCGAGAGCCUCUGUCAGAACUGGAGAGGAUGGAGGAAGCAGUCCGCUGGACCCAACUCCCCUACUGUCAAGAUUAAAGAUGGUCAGGUGAUUCCACUGGUGGAGUUGUCAGCGAAGCAGGUAGCGUUCCACAUCCCGUUUGAGGUGGUGGAGAAGGUCUACCCCCCCGUCCCAGAACAGCUCCAGCUCCGCAUCGCCUACUGGAGCUUCCCCGAGAAUGAGGAGGACAUCAGGUUAUAUUCCUGCCUGGCUAAUGGGAGUCCAGAUGAAUUCCAACGUGGAGAACAGCUCUACAGGAUCAGAGCUGUCAAAGACCCUCUGCAGAUCGGCUUCCAUCUCAGUGCGACGGUGGUGUCCAGUCAGUCCGGUCAGUCUAAAGGGGCCUACAAUGUGGCGGUCAUGUUUGACCGCUGCCGCAUCACUUCCUGCAGCUGCACCUGCGGCGCUGGGGCCAAAUGGUGUGCUCAUGUGGUAGCACUCUGCCUCUUCAGGAUCCACAAUGCAUCAGCAGUGUGUCUAAGGGCUCCAGUCUCUGAGUCCUUGUCCAGGCUGCAGAGGGACCAGCUCCAAAAGUUCGCCCAGUACCUCAUCAGUGAGCUGCCUCAGCAGAUCCUACCCACAGCUCAACGCCUGCUGGAUGAGCUGCUGUCCUCUCAGUCUACUGCCAUCAACACUGUGUGUGGAGCUCCAGACCCGACAGCAGGCCCUUCAGCGUCUGACCAGAGCACCUGGUAUUUGGACGAGUCGACCCUCAGCGACAACAUCAAAAAGACUCUGCACAAGUUCUGUGGGCCCUCGCCUGUUGUCUUCAGUGAUGUAAACUCCAUGUACCUGUCGUCCACGGAGCCGCCGGCUGCUGCUGAGUGGGCGUGUCUGCUGCGACCCCUGCGGGGCCGAGAGCCAGAAGGCAUCUGGAACCUUCUGUCCAUCGUCCGGGAGAUGUUUAAGAGGCGGGACAGUAACGCUGCCCCGCUGCUGGAGAUUCUCACUGAGCAGUGCCUCACCUACGAACAGAUCAUCAGCUGGUGGUACAGUGUUCGGACCUCAGCGUCCCACAGCAGCGCCAGCGGCCACACCGGGCGCAGCAACGGCCAGUCCGAGGUGGCGGCUCACGCCUGCGCCAGCAUGUGUGAUGAGAUGGUGGUGCUAUGGAGGCUGGCAGUGCUCGACCCCACCAUGAGCCCCUGCAGGCGUUUGGAACUGGCAGGCCAGCUAAAACAGUGGCACCUGAAAGUUAUAGAGAUAGUGAAGCGGGGACAACAUCGCAAGUCCCUGGAUAAACUGUUCCAGGGCUUCAAGCCCGCUGUAGAGUCCUGCUAUUUCAACUGGGAGGUGGCCUACCCACUGGAGAGCAUCACCUACUGCAGUGCUGAUAAGAAGAGUGCCACAUUCUGCUGGUCCAGGGCAGUGCAGCACCAGAGAGGAGUCAAAGCUGCUGCAGGAGCAAGCGGAGAAGCAUCUGAACCCGGGGGAGGGGGGAGAGCGGACGGCGGGGCUGGGGGAGAUUAUAAAGGAAGAGGUCACUCGUCCCAACAGGAGGUGGCAGUGCGACCCAAGGAGACCAUACUGACCAAGAGGAAGGGUCUGUCAGUGAGCGGAGGGGGAGGAAUGCUGGUCCGUCUAGGAGGGGGUGUCUCUCUGUCCCUGGAAGACGGAGGAGGGAAGUGCAUGUACAAAGGUCCUGGUUCCUCUUCUGGAGGGAAGCUGAAACUGACACAGGGAGGUGGGAAAGGGGCAUCUGUAGGUGGUUCCGGGGGAAGUGGAGGAAUUGGAGGGGGUAAGCAUGCCAGUGCCAAGCGGCGCACCAGCAGUGAGGACAGCUCCCUGGAGCCGGAUAUGGCUGAGCUCAGCCUGGACGACGGGUGCAGUCUGGCUCUGGGUGCUGAGGCCAGCAACACGUUUGAGUUCCUCCCCCCGCCACCAGAGAUGCUGCCCUCCCCGAGCCCAUUGCUCCGAGACUCGCGCAAGUACGGCAACAGCAGCGCGGGGAGCAAGAUGUUUGAAACCAAGCGGGUCAGCCACGGCUCUGCUGCAGAGACCGGUCCCCCUUGCUUCCCUUCCAAAGAGACAGUGGUGGUUGUUAUGGACAUGUCCAGCGCUGCAGAGAAGGAAGCAGAGCUGGAGUUGGAGCCAGUCCAGAACAAAGAUGAAGAUGUAGACUCAGCUGGCAGUACCCAGCCUUCCACCUCAACCACUACGGCCAAAUCAGGCGCCACUCAAACGUCGGCCAAGCCACCGCGGGGCCGCAGAGAGGCGGCGUCCGCUGCCGCCGCUGCAGCCGCAGGGGGCGGGGCAGCACCUGCAGGUGGUGCAGCUAACCAUGGAGCAGAGGCGUCAGCGGGAGCUGCAGUUGGAGAAGCUGUGGGUGAGGACGACUAUCAGGCAUACUACCUGAGUGCCGCCUCAGAGGAUGGGGCAGACAGACAGCAAGCUGACAACCACCAAGAGGAGGAGCCCGACAUCUUCGCAGGGAUGAAACCACUGGAGCAGGAGGGGCGCAUGGAGGUGCUGUUUGCAUGUGCCGAGGCCCUCUAUGCUCAUGGCUACAGUAAUGAGGCGUGCCGCCUGGCCGUGGAGCUGGCCAGAGACCUGUUAGCCAACCCUCCAGACCUGAAAGUGGAGCAGCCACAGACUAAGGGUAAGAAGAGCAAGGUGUCGACCAGCCGCCAGACACAGGUCGCCACUAACACGCUGUCGAAAGCCGCCUUCCUCCUCACUGUCCUCAGCGAACGAGUGGAGCUCCACAACCUGGCCUUCUGCACCGGCAUGUUCUCCCUGGAACUCCAGAGACCACCGGCGUCUACCAAAGCUCUGGAGGUAAAGCUGGCCUACCAGGAGUCGGAGGUGGUGUCCCUGCUGAAGAAGAUUCCUCUGGGCCUGGUGGAGAUGUCGGCCAUCCGAGAGAGAGCCGAGCAGCUCCGAGACGGAAACUUCUGCGACUACAGACCUGUGCUGCCUCUCAUGUUGGCCAGCUUCAUCUUUGAUGUUCUGUGUACCCCAGUUUGUGCAGUUGUGUCUCCAACGGGUUCCCGUCCACCAAGCCGCAACCGUAACAACGAGAUGCCCGGUGAUGAGGAGCUGGGCUUCGAGGCUGCGGUCGCUGCACUUGGCAUGAAGACCACCGUGAGCGAGGCGGAGCAUCCUCUGCUGUGUGAAGGAACGAGGCGGGUGAAAGGUGACCUGGCUCUGGCUCUCAUGAUCACCUAUAAGGAUGACCAGAGCAAGCUCAAGAAGUGUUCGUGCAGCAAAAACCGUAAGACUAAAAGUCUCCGAAAUUGGCAGAUACUGGAUAAAUUGUUGGACAGGGAGAGUCAGACCCACAAGCCCCAGACGUUAAGCUCCUUCUACUCCAGCAAGCCAGCAGCCGGCAGCCAGCGCAGCCCGUCCAAGCACACUGCAGCCAGCCACAGUGGGGCGAGCGCGGCCACCGGAGGGGCCUCCAAACACGCACCUUCAUCUUCGUCUGCCACCGCCGUGGCCCCCACUUCAUCCAGCUCUUCCUCUGCUGUGGCGGUGGCUGGGGAACAGGUGGCUCAUCAGGCUGAUCUGAACUCAGUGCAGAACAGUACAACGGGAGAGAGAACCGCGGAGAACAGGGAGCAUGUGGCAGAUAGGCCUCCUUCAUCCAGUGACCAGCAGAAUGAAACGGCUCCAUUUAAGCCGGAGGCCACCGUGCCCAGUCGCCUGGCUCUGGGGGCGCGCUGUGGGUACAGCCAGCGCUGCUGGGGCUCACCUGUCCGGCAGAAGAAGAAACACACUGGCAUGGCGAGUAUUGACAGCAGUGCUCCUGAGACGACCUCCGACAGUUCCCCCACCCUCAGCCGGCGGCCGCUUCGGGGCGGCUGGGCAGCAACUUCAUGGGGGCGGGGCCAGGACAGUGACAGCAUCAGCAGUUCAUCGUCUGAUUCGCUGGGCUCCUCCUCCUCCAGCGGCUCUCGCAGGGCAGGGGGCGGGGCCAGGGCCAAGAGCACUGACACCAGCAGAGCGAUGGUGGGCUAUGAACCUACUUAUAGAACUGGAGUCACAUCCAGGUACAAAGGGCGACGUCCAGAGUGUCAUGCCCCCCACGUGCCCAACCAGCCAUCAGAGGCAGCAGCCCAUUUUUACUUUGAGCUGGCCAAAACGGUGCUGAUCAAAGCCGGAGGAAACUCCUCCACCUCCAUUUUCACCCAGCCGUCAGCCAGCGGGGGCCAUCAGGGGCCCCACAGAAACCUGCACCUGUGUGCCUUUGAGAUUGGCCUGUAUGCUCUUGGGCUUCACAACUUUGUCUCACCCAACUGGCUGUCCAGGACCUACUCCUCCCACGUGUCCUGGAUCACUGGCCAGGCCAUGGAGAUUGGAAGCGCUGCCCUCAACAUUUUGGUGGAGUGUUGGGACGGUCAUCUCACCCCUCCAGAGGUGGCGUCCCUUGCUGACCGAGCAUCGCGGGCCAGGGACCCCAACAUGGUUCGGGCGGCAGCCGAGCUGGCCCUGAGCUGCCUGCCUCACGCUCACGCCCUCAAUCCUAAUGAAAUCCAGAGAGCCCUGGUGCAGUGCAAAGAGCAGGACAAUGCGAUGCUGGAGAAGGCCUGUAUGGCGGUAGAGGAAGCAGCCAAGGGUGGAGGCGUGUACCCAGAGGUUCUGUUCGAGGUGGCUCACCAGUGGUACUGGCUGUAUGAGCAGUCAGUGGGCGGGGGCUCGGCCCAACAGCGGGAGACCUCUGGGCGCUGCGGGGCCAACGGGGGCUCGGGCAGGAGGCCACCAGAGUCCACCUGUGUUGUCCUGGACACCGGAGCCAACAUGGAGUCUGCGGGAGUGACUACAGUCACAGCCUCGGUCACCGCAGCAGCCGUCGUCCCCGUCAUCUCUGUGGGCUCCACAAUCUACCAGUCCCACGCCAUGCCUGGCCAGGCCAUGGCUCACCCCCACAGCCAGGGCCUCCACCCCUACACCACCAUUCAGGCCCAUCUCCCCACCGUCUGCACCCCCCAGUACCUGGGACACCCUCUGCAGCACGUCCCCCGACCCACCGUCUUCCCUGUUGCUGGGGCUGCAUAUCCCCAGGUCAGGACUCUUCUCACAUCUAUUGGGGGUAUGCACCCAGCCUUCAUCGGAGCCCAGUACCCGUUCUCAGUGGCCACUGGCCCCCAGCCACCCAUGGCAGCCACGGCUGUGACCUUCCCUGGCGUCCCCGUACCGUCCAUGACUCAGAUCGCCGUCCAUCCCUACCACGCUGAGACCGGCCUACCCCUGAGCACGACUGUAGCAGUAGGCAGCGUCCACUCGGGCCCCACCAUCCAGGCCAUACAGGCAACAUCUCUGCCCCCGCUCUCCUCCCAGCCUGGCUCAUUGGUCAGCACUCCUUUCCCAGUAGAGGACGAGCAGCACAGCCAGCCAAUCAGCCAACAGGGCCUGCACUACCUGCAUUCUGCCUACAGAGUUGGCAUGCUGGCAUUGGAGAUGCUGGGCAGGAGGGCUCACAAUGACCACCCCAACAACUUCUCCAGGAGCCCACCGUACACUGAGGACGUCAAAUGGCUGCUGGGACUGGCUGCCAGGCUAGGAGUCAACUAUGUGUACCAGUUCUGUGUCGGAGCAGCGAAAGGUGUCCUCAGUCCGUUCGUCCUGCAGGAGAUCAUCAUGGAGGCUCUGCAGAGGCUGAACCCCGCCCACAUCCACGCCCACCUCCGGACCCCUGCGUUCCACCAGCUCGUCCAGCGCUGCCAACAGGCCUACCUGCAGUACAUCCACCACCGGCUCAUCCACCUGACGCCCGCCGACUACGAUGACUUUGUGAACAUCAUCCGCAGCGCGCGGGGGGCCUUCUGCCUGACCCCCGUGGGCAUGAUGCAGUUCAACGACGUGCUGCAGAACCUGAAGAGAGGCAAGCAGACCAAGGAGCUGUGGCAACGCAUCUCCCUGGAGAUGGCCACCUUCUCCCCCUGAGCAGGACGCUUCCGGGGAGAUGUGUGCUGCCCCUUUCCCCUCCCCCGCCCCCCUUACCCCCCACACUCAGCCUCCAGCAUUGCUACUGCCACUGCACUGAGCGGGCUACAUUGAUGCUGUCUGCUUCCGUCAGGAAUCCCUGCUCGUGCUUUGUGGACAUCUCAAACGGAACGCACUACAGAGGCAGACAAUCAGCCCCCCGCUCACCCCCCAC
Molecule: messenger RNA, 7810 nt
Organism: Etheostoma spectabile (orangethroat darter)
Lineage: Eukaryota; Metazoa; Chordata; Actinopteri; Perciformes; Percidae
Gene: zswim8
Product: zinc finger, SWIM-type containing 8
Exons: 28
Coding region: 1573-7596 (2007 amino acids)
Cellular component (GO): Cul2-RING ubiquitin ligase complex
Molecular function (GO): zinc ion binding
Source: RefSeq, a predicted model, not a curated record